GUUGCUUGGAGAAAAAGACAACAGGGGUCUCAAAUAACUUCUGCAGGUGGAUACUGAGCCUACCCUUACAUGAACAUAUAAUAAAUAAGGGAAAUGUUAUGCAAAUGUGAGGAAGAGUAAAGUUCAAAUAAACCACAAGGGCUAAAUCUACAUAAAUUUCUCUUUAAUUUUCAUUUGUUUGGAAAUGCAAGAAGAAUAAACAACCUACUCAGACAUAGGAACAGAUGCUGGUCUUUGAAAAAAAGGUUACAAGAAGGCAGAAGAAUUUAAAUUCAUGGGGAGAAGAUUCUCUGGGAUCAAGGAUAGAGGAAUACAGUGAAGUGGGGGAGGAGUCUAAUAGUAAGUAAAAUAUUAAUGUGGCAUUAAAAAAUUAAGUGAGGUAUAUGCCUAAUGAUUACUUAGAAUUUAGGCUUUGAUAAUUUACUCUUCAAAAAGAUAACUUUCUGGGAUAAAAUGUUUGUUUUCUUUCCUAGACAAAAUAAUGUUAGAGAAUAUUUCUCUAGCUGCUACCUACAAGUGCUUGUUGGCUGGCUGCCUUGUUGCUCUCAGUGGAUUUUUUCGGUUAGGCAGUCAGUUCCUCAGCAACAGACGCUUUCUGAUUGCCUUCGACUGAGUGGAAACUUGGAAAGUCUGUAGUUACUGAAACAAGAUGGAAUUUUUUUAGGUUUGUAUCCUAAGACACUUAAGAACUUGGAUUUGAUUUCAUAGAAUGGUUAUACAUGAAAUAAAGAUCAAGUGCUCACAAGAUUAAAUUUCAGGAAAGCCCUCUUGGGUGUAAGACAAAGGCGGGGUAUAAAACGAAAACAAAAGUAGCCUGAGUUAGAGAGGUCACUUGAUCUUACUCUGCGCUCAAGACUGCUGCCCUCUGCUCACUGAAACAGGUUGCAGACAUGGCUUUGGAACACAACCAGUCAACAGAUUACUAUUAUGAGGAAAAUGAAAUAAAUGGCACUCAUGACUAUAGUCAAUAUGAAGUGAUCUGUAUAAAAGAAGAGGUCAGAAAAUUUGCAAAAGUUUUCCUGCCUGCCUUCUUCACAAUAGCUUUCAUCAUUGGACUUGCAGGCAACUCCAUAGUAGUGGCAAUUUAUGCCUACUACAAGAAACAGAGAACCAAAACGGAUGUGUACAUCCUGAAUUUGGCAGUGGCAGAUUUACUCCUUCUAUUCACUCUGCCUUUUUGGGCAAUUAAUGCAGUUCAUGGCUGGGUUUUAGGGAAAAUCAUGUGCAAAGUCACUUCAGCCUUGUACACAGUCAACUUUGUCUCUGGAAUGCAGUUUCUGGCUUGUAUCAGCAUAGAUAGAUAUUGGGCAGUAACUAAAGCUCCGAGUCAUUCAGGAGUGGAAAAACCAUGCCGGCUCAUCUGUUUCUGUGUCUGGAUGGCUGCCAUCUUGCUGAGUAUACCUCAGCUUGUUUUUUAUACAGUAAAUCACAAGGCUAGGUGCAUUCCCAUCUUUCCAUACCACCUAAGAACAUCAAUGAAAGCCUCGAUUCAAAUGCUGGAAAUCUGCAUCGGAUUUGUGAUACCCUUUCUUAUUAUGGGAAUCUGCUACUUUAUCACAGCAAAGACUCUCAUAAAGAUGCCAAACAUUAAAAAAUCUCGACCUCUCAAAGUUCUGCUUACAGUGGUUAUAGUUUUCAUUGUCACUCAACUGCCUUACAACAUUGUCAAGUUCUGCCAAGCCAUAGACAUUAUCUACUCCCUGAUCACCGACUGUGACAUGAGCAAACGCAUGGAUGUUGCCAUCCAAAUCACAGAGAGCAUCGCACUCUUUCACAGCUGCCUCAACCCAAUCCUGUAUGUUUUUAUGGGAUCCUCUUUUAAAAACUACAUUAUGAAAGUUGCCAAAAAAUAUGGGUCCUGGAGAAGACAAAGACAAAGUGUGGUGGAGAUUCCUUUAGAUUCCGAAGUUCCUACAGACCCAACCAGUACAUUCAGCAUUUAAAUAUCAAACUGCCCUGUGUCUUGCUUCGAUACACAUGAAUGAUGCUUCUUCCUCAGAUACAACAUCUGCAUUAUUCUGAAACUCAAAUCUCAAACACUGAGGUGGCAACUUAUACCAAAGAAGAGGUUGGGGAAAGGAAGGACAUAGGAUGAAGCCAAGAAGAAGAGGAAACAAAAUAAUCAAUGCGUAAAAUAUGAAAAUUAAAAUGAACAAUAUUGGAAAACAGUAGUAACAGGCAUAAGUCAUAAAAACACUAUUUUAUAAGUUAGGCUAUCUAAAACAUUAAUAAAUAUUAAAGAGGCAUUUAUAAUUAUUUUAAAUUAUCUAAAUUUUAAUAUAAGAAUGAUUUCCCUGCAUAAUUUUAGUACUUGAAUAACUAUAGAACAAAAUGUAAGCUAUUUUUCUUUACCUGUCUCUUAAUUUGUGAGUUAAUAAGACUACAGAAAGAAUAAUAAUUAACAAAAACAAAAAAUACAUAAAAAGCUUUUCUAAUCCUUUUAAUCCAUUCCUGGAAAAUUUCUAAAUGCAUAAUUUGCUUCCAUGUGUCAACUUUCUUUAGUAAUAUGCUGGUUAUCCUGUUAGAUUUAUCAUGUAUACUCUAGAAGCAAUCCUCAGAUAAUUAUAUUUAUCUAGGUUCUAAUUUUUAUAACUUUCUAAAGGGUUCAUCCAUUUAUGCAAGUCUAUUACUGA
Messenger RNA from Pteropus alecto (black flying fox), 2633 nucleotides. RefSeq names its product atypical chemokine receptor 4 (gene ACKR4). The record is from RefSeq and is a predicted model, not a curated record. NCBI's taxonomy places the organism in Eukaryota, Metazoa, Chordata, Mammalia, Chiroptera, Pteropodidae. Gene Ontology annotation, molecular function: scavenger receptor activity; chemokine binding; chemokine receptor activity. Gene Ontology annotation, cellular component: membrane. The coding region runs from base 891 to 1943 and encodes 350 amino acids. Gene Ontology annotation, biological process: G protein-coupled receptor signaling pathway; immune response; chemotaxis. The transcript is spliced from 2 exons.